Molecule: messenger RNA, 3296 nt
Organism: Alligator sinensis (Chinese alligator)
Lineage: Eukaryota; Metazoa; Chordata; Crocodylia; Alligatoridae
Gene: ITGA6
Product: integrin subunit alpha 6
Exons: 27
Coding region: 135-3197 (1020 amino acids)
Biological process (GO): cell adhesion mediated by integrin; leukocyte migration; integrin-mediated signaling pathway
Cellular component (GO): integrin complex; external side of plasma membrane
Molecular function (GO): integrin binding
Source: RefSeq, a predicted model, not a curated record
AUUAACUAUAUUUCUUUGUCAACAGGUUGCUGGUUGGAGCACCUCGGGAGAAAGCUUUCCCAGCCCAGCAAGCUAACAGAACUGGAGGAUUAUAUUGGUGUGACAUUAUAUCAGAGACAUAUUGCACACGUGUCAUGUUUGAUGAGAAAACUGACCCAGAGAAAGAAAGUAAAGAAGACCAGUGGAUGGGUGUAACUGUCCGAAGCCAGGGACCAGGAGGGAAGGUGGUGACAUGUGCACACCGCUAUGAGAAAAGACAAUACGUGAACACUCUUCAGGAAACUCGUGAUAUCAUUGGGAGGUGCUAUGUGUUGAGCCAAAAUCUCACGAUUGUGGAUGAUAUGGAUGGUGGAGAGUGGAGUUUCUGUGAUGGUCGAUUGCGAGGCCACGAGAAAUUUGGUUCAUGUCAGCAAGGUGUUGCUGCUACUUUCACCAGAGACUAUCAUUAUAUUGUAUUUGGUGCACCAGGCACUUAUAACUGGAAAGGGGUGGUUCGUGCAGAACAAAAGAACCAGACAUUUUAUGAGCUGAGUAUCUUUGAUGAUGGGCCUUAUGAAGUUGGUGAUGAGGCUUCCCGAGAUGAAAGUCUUGUUCCUGUUCCAGCUAACAGUUAUUUAGGUCUUCUGUUUUUGACAAGUGUUUCUGAUACUGAUCCUGAUCAGUUUGUAUACAAAACACUACCUCCCAAUAUAAGGGUGGACAAAUCAGUGGAUGUGAUGAUGAAUAGCUACCUAGGUUUUUCUUUGGACUCUGGCAAAGGUAUUGUGUCUCAGGAGGAGAUAACUUUUGUGUCUGGUGCACCACGAGCCAACCACAGCGGGGCAGUUGUUUUGCUAAGAAAAGAUCCUAGUAUUCCGAGAGCGCUUUCACUUGUGCAUAUAUUUGAAGGAGAAGGGCUAGCCUCUUCGUUUGGCUAUGAUGUUGCAGUUGUGGAUCUCAAUAAGGAUGGUUGGCAAGAUAUUGUUGUUGGAGCCCCACAAUACUUUGAGAGAGAUGAAGAUAUUGGUGGUGCUGUGUACAUCUACAUGAAUCAGAACGGCAAUUGGGAAGGCGUGAAGCCAGUUCGCCUUAAUGGAACUACUGAUUCCAUGUUUGGUCUUGCUGUUGAAAGUAUUGGCGAUGUUAAUCAGGAUGGAUUCCCAGAUAUUGCAGUAGGGGCACCCUAUGAUGGUUCAGGCAAGGUGUAUAUAUAUCAUGGAUCUAAGAAUGGAAUAAAUACAAAAGCAACACAGAUUCUUGAUGGUGAAAAAAAUAACAUUCAAUUCUUUGGUUAUUCUAUUGCCGGAAAUAUGGAUCUUGAUAGAAAUUCCUAUCCUGAUAUUGCUGUUGGGUCACUUUCAGAUUCUGUAUCUGUUUACAGGUCUCGGCCUGUUAUAAGCAUUAAGAAAACAAUUAAGAUAUUGCCUGACAAAAUUGACUUAAACAGAAGAACCUGCCUUGAACCCAGUGGAAUCUGCCUGAAUGUUGAAGCAUGUUUUGAAUAUACUGCUAACCCCCAAGAUUUCAAUCCAAAAAUAAAACUUAACUAUACUUUUGAAGCAGAAAAGGAUAGGAGGCGCUUAGGUCUACCUUCCAGAGUACAGUUUCCCAAUCAUCCAUCUGAUCAGCUUACUGGGAGUAUAAAACUACAAGGACAAAAUACAAGGGAGUGUGUGAAAACAUCUCUUGUACUCCAGGAAAAUAUCAAAGAUAAACUACGUCCCAUUCCUUUGUCAGUUGAUGUUAAAAUCAGUGGCUCAGACUCUGGCUCACAAUCCAGGAGAAGACAAGGAAGAGCACUUCCAGAUCUUGUUCCAGUUCUAAAUUCAAAUGAACCAGAAACAGUGAAGGCAGAAUUCUUAAAAGAAGGAUGUGGAGAAGAUAAUAUAUGCAAUAGCAAUCUAAAACUUCAGUACAGAUUCUGCACCAGAGAAGGAAAUGAAGACAGAUUUUCUUAUUUACCAAUUGAGAACAGUGUCCCAGUGCUUGUCCUGAAAGAUCAGAAAGAUAUUGCACUAGAAAUAACGGUGACAAAUAAUCCAUCAGAUGCAAAAAAUCCCAAGAAAGAUGGUGAAGAUGCACAUGAAGCUAAACUAAUUGCAACUUUUCCAGACAGUUUGACUUACUCUACAUUUAGAGAGCUGAGGGCUUAUCCGGAAAAACAGUUAACUUGUGGUGCCAAUCAAAAUGGUUCUCAGGCAGAGUGUGAACUUGGAAAUCCUUUCAAAAGAAAUUCCAAUGUAACCUUUUAUCUGGUUUUGAGUACAACUAAAGUUAAUGUUGACACAACUGACUUGGACAUUACGUUAGAGUUAGAAACAACAAGCAAUCAAGUUAAUUUGGCUCCAAUUACUGCUACUGCUAAAGUGGUUAUUCAGUUGCUUUUGUCAGUUACUGGAGUUGCGAAGCCUUCCCAGGUAUACUUUGGAGGUAACAUCAUUGGUGAGAGUGCUAUGAAAUCUGAGGAUGAUAUUGGAAAUCUAAUAGAAUAUGAAUUCAGAAUAACUAACUUGGGUAGACCACUUAAAACAUUUGGUACAGCUUCAUUGGACAUCCAAUGGCCUAAAGAAAUCGAUAAUGGCAAAUGGCUGCUGUAUUUGAUGAAAGUAGAAUCCAAAGAAUUGGGAAUAAUCCCUUGUGAACCUCGGAAUGAAAUAAACUAUUUGCAACUCAGAGACUCCCAUAACUCAAGGAGAAAACGUGAGAUUGCAGAGAAGCAGAUUAAUGAUGGCAAGAAGUUUUCUUUGUUUUCAGAAAGAAAAUACAAAACUCUGGACUGUAGGGGGAGUGCACGCUGUGUGAACAUAAAGUGUCCGUUGCAAGGCUUGGACAGCAAGGCAUUGGUCGUAUUGCGUUCAAGACUGUGGAAUAGUACUUUUCUAGAGGAAUAUUCCAAGCUGAACUACCUCGACAUUGUUGUUAGAGCUACAAUCAGUAUUCCUGCUGCAGCAGAAAAUGUUAAGCUCACAAAUGAGACAGCUCAGGUACGUGUUACUGUCUUCCCUGCAAAGACAGUAGCACACUAUACAGGAGUGCCUUGGUGGAUCAUUUUAGUAGCUAUUCUUGCUGGAAUACUGAUGCUUGCACUGUUGGUGUUUUUGCUAUGGAAGUGUGGUUUCUUCAAGAGAAAUAAGAAAGAUCAUUAUGAUGCCACAUAUCACAAGGCUGAGAUCCAUGCUCAGCCAUCUGAUAAAGAGAGGCUUACUUCUGAUGCAUAGUAUUGAUCUACUUCUGUAAUUGUGUGGAUUCUUCCAACGCUCCAGGUACGAUGACAGCGUCCCCCGCUACCAUGCUGUUAGAAUUCGGAAAGAAGAGCG